Sardina pilchardus (European sardine) is the source of this 2553-nucleotide messenger RNA. RefSeq lists its product as uncharacterized. Gene Ontology annotation, cellular component: nucleus. Bases 212 to 1477 code for a protein of 421 amino acids. The transcript is spliced from 5 exons. The record is from RefSeq and is a predicted model, not a curated record. Lineage: Eukaryota; Metazoa; Chordata; Actinopteri; Clupeiformes; Clupeidae.
AGGGUGAUUUCGUAGUUUCUGCGCUGACGGGCGCGUAGUUGAGCCUGCGCAACGCAGGGGUUCUGUGCUCUACGAAGUUUCUCGGGUUGAAUCAUAGGAAUACACUGACGACAGACCGACAUUAUUCGUGACUACAUCGGGAUUUACGCUCCAAGUUCUGCCCAGUGUGGCUGUCCACCGUGUGCACUGAAGGGGACAGGCACUGGACACGAUGUCGGGGUACCCCUACGUCCGCACAGGGAGAGGAGGCGCAGGAGGAGUGCGCUUCAAGAGGAGGAAGUCCCGGUUCUCCUUCGAGGAGGUGCAGCUGAUGCUCAACGAAGUCAGGAGGAACCGCCACAUCCUCGUAGGCAAGUUUAACCGCGGCGUGUCGUCGGACGUGAAGAAGCGCACGUGGGCCGCCAUCACGGCCAGCAUCAACGAGAUCAGCGAGUGCCCGCGCGAGAUCCUGGAGAUCAUCAAGAAGUGGUCAGACCUCAAGUGCGACACCAAGCGCAAGGUGGCGGCCAUGCGCGCGUCGGGGGCCUCCUCUGCCCGCGUGGCGCGCGACCUCUCGCCCAUCGAGGCCAUGGUGCACCAGAUCCUGCAGAUGCCCAACCCGGGCGCCACAGAGCCGCACCCCUACGGCGCCCCGUUCCCGGACGACGACGGCGACGACAACGAUUCCAUGGGCCCGGUGAUGCCCAUGCGCCCGAGAGCCACCACGUCCAGCAGAACGAGGAUGCUGCUGCCCGGUCCGCCGCCGCCACAGCCCCAGCCACAGCCGCCUCCGCCACCGCCUCCGCCCGUCACUAUGGUGAUGGCUGCGCCGCUCUCUGUCAUGCCAACCAAGAACGAUCUGGGCCUGCCCACAGACAUGAUGUACACACGGAACUCCCCGCAUCCUUUGACUGACUUCCAGUUUGAGUCUCCAGAUAUGGAAGAUAGCCUGCUGAAGUACGACGACAGCCAGUCAGGGCGUGAGCGCGGUCCGGCCUUCUUGGACACCUCCGUUCCCGUGCCCCCCCCAGUCGACCUGGAGCGCCCCCGCCCUGACUCUGGCCACCGGGGCCUCAACGGCUCCUCGCUGGGCCCCUCCACCCCCUCCGCCUCGGGCUCGUCUCCGCCCACCACCGCGCCCGCCUCCUCCUCCACCCCCCGGCCGGGCUCCAGCAUGGCGGUGCCAGCGGCGGUGGCGGCGCCCUCGUUCGGGCCGGCGCCGGCCCAGCUGAGUGCCGGGCCCCUGCACGAGCAGCUGGCCCACAGCGCCACCCUGAGCCUGCAGGAGCAGCAGGCGUCCACGGCGCUCAUGGGCUCCAUCUCGCGCUCGCUGGAGACCAUGAGCGAGUCGGUGCAGCAGCUGGUGGAGACGCAGCAGGCCUUCGUGCGCGACUCCCUGCAGCUGCAGCGCGACGCCCUCCACGUGCUGCGCGACUUCACCGCCGGAGCGCUCACGCUCAUGCAGGACAAGCUCAACGGGCGCCCGCUCCUGCCCUGAGCCCUGCCGAGGCUCCCCCGGGGACGACUUCCCCUCGUCUACGUUUUUUUUUUUUUUUUCCUCGUCAAAAAUUGUUGUGGAUGAAAAGAUGCAAUCCAGUGUCAGGUUUUUUUUUUUUUUUUUUUUGCAUUGUAUUAUAAAGGAUGAAAAAGAUUUAGAAGGUACUUAACUGAGAAUGUCUGUUGUCGCGGAAACACUGGGAUAGUUCAGAGAAAUGAUUGUUCUUUUACUAGAUAUGGAUUUUUUUUUUUUUUUUUUAAAUCGCCAAAUUCACUCUCAGAUUCUGAGAUAUUUUGAAUGAUAUUUUAUUUGAGUAAUUCCUCCUUAUACGAUAUGUCUACAUCUAUCCAUCCUGUUGUUUCAUGUCACUGGUUGUGCUUUAGUUCUCAGUCGCAAACCUCACCUCGUCAUGAAAGCACAGAAAUAUAUUCAUGGACAUUUGAACAGAAAACCUAUGGACAGUAUUGAUUUUAAACAAAAAGACUGGCAGCGUGUGCGCAGUGGUUUCUGUGCAACAGAGAGGAGCAGAUAUCGCGCGCCAUUUUGACUCUAUGCAGUGGGUUUCAUUUGUAUAUUGUGGGAAGUUUAUAGGGGAAGUUGGUGAGAAGAUUAUAGAGUUCUGGAACAAGAUGAAGGCGCGUUCAUGGGAGAUUCAACCCCACAAACACUAGACUGCCGAAAGAAUUACUCAAACUUGAUUUUUAUGAAAUCUUCUAUGACAUGGACACUCAUAACUAUAUUCUCUCUGCCGUUAUGGUGUAUAUGUUGGCAGCCAGUUGCUCCCAAACAUGAAAAGUAGAUGUACAAAUGUAGCGAUACGUACAAGCACUGUACUGAGAUCAGCCGGUGAACCCUUCAGGAAUCCUGCUAUAUAACUUAUAUUUAAAUAACUAGUGGAAAUACUGUGGAUGACCUGACACAUAAGCUUUAGUGGCGUAAACUUGAGACUUGAUAUAGACUUGGCUGCGGUUGGAUGGUCAAGAAAAAUAUAUCCUGGGACCUUACCAGACCACUUUUCCUUAACCUCCAUGGAAAGCAUGAGGUCACCGGUAGAUGUGAAGGAGAAUUCAUACAGA